AUGAGUUUGAAUCCAAAUCGUCGAAAAUCUAAGUACGCCGAUGAUGAUCCAGAGAUGAAUGUAUAUAAUACCAAAAAAGUACACGUUGGAAGUACUUUGGGGCGUUCUAAUUUAACUGCUCCAAGAUUAUUUGAACCAUCUGAUAUAGUUUCAGCAGCAAAAAAUUUUGAUACGUCAACAUCACGAUCACAACAAACUAAUAAAUUAGCGACACUUCAAAAUCCAGCACUCUUAGCUUUUAGAAAUAGAGCUGCAAGAAAUCAAAAUCGCGAAGUAACAUCAACAGUACAAUUAAGCACUAAAAUGCCUCCUCAACACAACGCAUCGCUUCUAUUUCCUAAGCCUAAAACGCUUAAAAUCCCAACAUCAACAACACUUGAAGAACUUCGAGCGAUAGAAAAGGCAGAGAAAGAAUCAUUGGAAUUCGAAGAUGAUCCAAUAGCCUAUUUCAGUAAGAGAAAAGAUGGUAGAGGUCAUCGUUUCAUCUACAUGAUCCCUACAACACAACCAAAUUCGCCAGACUACGAUCCAUAUACACUACAAAAGGUGCCUGCAAUUCCUGAAGAAGUAACAAGCUAUUUUACGAUGUCAGCAUCAGGAAUUACACAUGUUCAAAAGAAUGGUGAUACAGAUAACGUAACGUUAGAUCAAUGGUCAUUCGAAACAUCAAUAUUCGGUGUUGUUAAGAAAAUACGAUUCUUUUCUACUUAUUUCUAUUGGAAACCAUUUUUAAUUUGGAAAAAUUUCAUGAUGUCACAUAGAUUCGACCACAAAUCACAAGCCAUUAGACAACAUCCAUUCUUCUACGAGCCACAAUUCUUCAGCGUCGAAACAGCUCUUUAUAUGAUGAGAAAUCAAGCAGAAAUUAUGGUCAACCAAAAUCUUUUAUGUUUUGUUCAAUCUCGUAAAUACUCAAUUGCAGAAUUCGAAGAAAUUAUGAAGAAAAACCUCGAUCAACUUAACAAUGAUUAUGCAAACUAUAUUAACGUGAUAAUUGAAAAAAUACUCGACCUAUACAGGAAUAUAUCUGAUCCUCUCAACGUCCAGGUUGAUGAUAACGAGUUUACUGAUAUCCACAACAGAAAUCCAAAUCUUGAUAAGCUAAAACUUCUCGAAAAGAAGAAAGCAAGGCUUAGAUUGGAGAGAACAGUUAAAGUUAAUAACGAAAUCGUCAAACUUUCCUCAUUUAUUCGUGUUAUUGAUUAUAUUCAUAUGGAAACUUUGACAAAAGCAUGUAUAGAAGCUUUCAAAGAAGCCAAUGAGAAUGUAUCUAAUGUUCAUGCUGCUAUUUUCCAAGUAGAUGUUUAUUUUGGAGAAAAUGGAACUGUAUCUCUAAAACCAACACUUGAAUCUUUACUUAAGACUGUAACAACAAGUCUACAAGAUGCUGAAAAGACUCUCAACAGUCUUCCGCGUUUAAUUUCUUCUAAUAAAUUAAUUCCAUUUAUUAGAGAAGGCGGUUUUGACAUUUCUAAGUUCUACGAGCAUGGAUGCACUCUUUCACAGAUAUUAAGUGGUGUAGCAUCUCUCGAACCCAUUGAGAAACACAUUAUUGAAGUAUUGACUGAAUCUUACAGGCAAGCGAUCACUUCCUCGCAGAACUUCACCGACUAUUAUCCUAUCUACAAGCUCGGAAAGGAGUGGAACCCAAGAAAAUACUUAAUUACGAGGAAAGGUGAGCCAUACACCGGACCAAUCUCGGCUUUAGAGAGAUUGGAUAACGAAGACAAGUUCUUGAUCAAUAAUGAAGAUGAACCUGUUGUAGAUCUCAAAUUAGUAGCGAAUGAUAUAAAUUAUUUCAAAGCACAAUCAGCUUUGAUUGCUACAAUGAGGACAGGUUUAGUCAAACUUGCUUUAUAUGUUGAUUCCAAGGAGUUAAAGAAGGAAUUAGAACCAAUUCCUGAAAAAGCUUUGUCAGAUUUGUUGAAACUCCUCAAAGACUUGUCACAAAUGAAGAUUGACAUGAUUAUCAAUGCCAUUGGAUUCUACAACAGAGAAAUGAAAAGUGAUCCUCAUACAUUAGAACAAUUUGUUGAUUAUUGUCUGACUUUGACAAGAUCAUUAAGUGUCAUGGACCAAAUACAAACAGAAAUAACAUUUGUUGAUAGUCUUUACGACCUCUUUGACACGUUUGGAGUAGAACAUGACAGAAAUCCACUUCCUGCCGCAUUUGCAAGCUUCAAGAUCGAUGAGAAUGGAAGAAACCUUGUCAAAGAGAAUGUUAAAGAUCCAUUUGUUAAGCAGUUGAAAGAAAAUGUCCAUAAACUUGAAAAAAUUAUUGGUCAUUUGUUCGAAAAAGCAACAACCAUUCCAAUCGCCCUCAAAGAUGUUGAUAUUGAAUCCAAGCUUGAAGAAUCCCACAAACUCAAAGCACAAGUCGUUGACAUGGAACCUCAAAUUAAAAUGUUGGUCGGAUAUCAAGAAGCGAUCAACGUACAGCUCAACGAUUUCAGUGCAUACAAGAAUGUGCUUGCUGCCACUGAAUUUACCAUUAGUUUAUAUCAAAUCGCUAAAGAUUGGACGAAUUUAUCCGAAAUCAUCACAAAAACACACUUUUCGAAUAUAAAUAUUGAGAAAUUCAGAACCGCCGUUCUCAAUCUCCAAUCUACAGCGAAAUAUCUCCAAGAAAAUUCCAGAGGAAAUUAUCCAUUACUUUUAGAACUUUCUGGCAAGAUCCAAGACGUUUUAAGAUACAUAGACGAAGUAGAACACUUGUCUACAGGCAACAUGCAGGCCAGGCAUUGGAAUGCUCUCUUCGACGAAUGCGGAAAAGGAAAUGCUUAUCGUCCUGACAUCACUUUGGGUGAACUCAUUUCCUUGGGAAUCCUGGACAACUACGACAGGAUCAAACGCAUCACGGAGACAUCGCGUGGAGAGAGCGACUUGGAGAAUCGUUUCCAGUCGAUCAACAGCUAUUGGUCGAAAGUUCAAUUGCCUUUGGUUGAAACACAAUCAAAGAAUGAUGAUAAUGUCUUAAUUGCCGAUGUUUCAGGACUAAUCACUGAAAUUAAUGAUGCAAUUAUAACACUACAGAAGAUGUUGAUGCUUCCUUACGUUGGUGGUGUAAGAGAACAAGUUCAAACACUAUCAGUGAAUCUCGAAAACAUUGUUAAUAUAUUGGAACAAUGGGUUAGAUUCCAAAACAACUGGGUUUUGCUGUUGAAUUUGUUCGCAUCUGAAGAAGCAAGAGCAAUUCUUCCUCAUCAAGCAAACAGAUUCGCUUCUGUACAGAGGAAAUGGGUAUCAAUGGCAAGACACACUUCAAAGGAUUCGAGAUUAUUCGCUGUUGCAUCUUUCCCGUCACUUUUGGAGACAUUAAAAGAAAACAACCAAGCAAUUGAGAGUAUAUUAAUUGCUUUAGGUAAAUUCCUUGAUAGUAAAAGGAAUGCUUUCCCAAGAUUGUUCUUCCUUUCGAACAAAGAUGUCUUGACAUUGGUUUCUACAAAUUCUUAUUCAGAUUUUUGCGACGCGAUGACGAAAUUGUUCAUGAACGUGAUAAAUAUCAUUGUUCCUCAUGGAGAAUCAGAUGAUAUCGGACAAGGAGGAUACACAAGAGGACAGCCAAAGAUAAGAAUCAAUGGUUUGUUGAAUUCUGACUCCGAUGAAUUUGUUUUUCCUCAUCAAAUCACUUGCAGUGGACAAAUCGAAACUUGGCUUCCUCAAGUCAUGGAUGCGAUGAAGAAAUCAGUUAUAACAGGUAUUUCUCAUGCAUUGGAAAGCCUUCCUUCUUUACCUUUCUUUAAUUGGGUUCUUUCUUUCACAUCCUACACAACUGUACAAGCAUUGCAUGUUUACAUUUGUCAAAGAAUUGAUAAUUGUUUCAGUAAAAUUGACGAUGAUCCAAAAGUUUUCCAAGUUUUGGAGUCAGAAAUUGUUGACAAAAUCAAAGAAUUAUCUGCUUCUUUAUUAAGUGAAGUUGUUCCUUUGAACUACAGAAAGAUUUCCAUUGCCAUUUCUGUCUUACAAUCAUUCAAACUCACUGUAUCAUAUUUAGGAGAAAAACUUCCAAAUACAAGUCAUUUAUUGAACUGGAAUCAGUUUGUUCACUUGAAUUUCAAUCAGAACAAUUCCCAAUUCACAGUUCAAAUCGACAGAACAACUUACGAACAUGGUUUGGAAUACUGGGGAUCAGUUAGAGAAUACAUACAAUCCGCAACAUUUUCAACAGCAAUGAGAACAAUCACUGCGAAUAUGGUGAACAAAGAAAUCAAUGUAAUAAUUGGAAGCAGCGGAUCAGGAAAGACAAGUUUGAUUAGACAGUUGGCAAUGCAAUUUGGUAAAUUCUUGUUUACUCAAAGACAAUUCCCUGAUCUCAAUGAAUUCUUCUACAGCAGAAUAUUGAUUGGUGCUGCAUCAAGUGGUUCUUGGUUACAUAUAACUGAUGCUGAUACUUUAUCACAUAUAAACUCAAGUUAUUUGUUCGAUAACUUAAGGAGUUUGAUAUCAGCACAACAAGCAGGAAAUCCAAGAAUUACUAUCUCGUCAAGAUUGGUCGAUCUCGAUAAGAAUACAAGAGUUUUCUUAUCAGCAGAUCCCAAUUUCACUGACAAUGAAAAAGUUCCUGCGCAAUUAAAAGCAUUGUGCAGAGUUGUUGCAUUAAGAAAACCAUCUUAUACAACAUUGGCUGAGAUAAGAUUGUCCGCUCUUGGUGUAUUAGUUCCUAAAGAUAUUGCUGCUUCACUGUGUUCAUUCAUUUUGUUGGCAACAACGAUGUUCAAGGAAAGAUUAGUUCAGCAAUCGAUUCAACCACAUUUGUUUGCAAUUUUCGAUGAAAUUGAAUCGAGAAAAUCUGUUGAAUUCCAUUCAAAUCAAGUUCUCUUUGUUGCAAGUUAUUCUUAUUAUCAUUUCGAAGAUCUACUUGAUAAGAGUGAGAAGAAGAUAUUGGCUGAUCUCCUCUUCAGUUCAUUUAAACUUGGAGACAACACAGAAGAAAUGUUGCAGAUGAUCAAAGAUUUGAUGAAAUCGGAUGUUGAAAAGAAAUUCAGAGAAGUUGCAAUGGAAGAAGUGAAGAAGUUUGGAGACAAAGUUCCAUCGGAAUACAUGAUAGACCAAGCAUGGAACUUAUACAACAUGUUCUGCUCCUUCAAUUGCGUUGUCAUUGCUGGACCUCCUCAUUCAGGAAAAACAACAUUGUUAAAUCUUUAUUUGCAGAUAAUGAACAACGAAAAAAUGCAGACAAAAACAAAACUUCCUUACAUUUCUGCAACUUGUUAUUACGGUGCGGAUAAAUGGAAGAGAAUAUUUGGUACAAUUGUCAACGAUUUAACAUUAGGACAGAUGUGGAAUUACGGACAAUUGCACAAUACUCUCUACAGAUUACAUUCGAAGAAAGAUGCUGUCAAAAUUUUGAAAUUUGACGGAAAUUUGACAGAUGAAUUUGCCCAAUAUAUUACACAAUUUAUUGGACCAUGUGAUAACAAGAUGACACAAAUGGAUUCGUUGGAAGGAUACAGAUUAUCCAACAAAUUCAAAGUUGUUGUUGAAACUGAUUCUCUUAAGAAUUUAUCUCCAUCUUUAUUAUCAAAGACGAGAUUAUUAAUAAUGAGAAAUCAGCAAUCGGAUGCAUCGAUCAAUCUUAAAUCUCCUGUUUGCCAUAUACUACAUCCAACACUUCCUUUCACACGUGCUUUGGAAAUGACAAAGAUGAAAUUAUCAGAAACAGAAAUUCAAUCAUUAAGAUCUGCUUUUUGCGAAGUUGCUCCGAAAUUCAUCGAAAAGAUUUCACAUACAAAGAACUUCGCCUACUACAUGGAAAGCGACAGCAACAUGGAGAACGGUGAUAUCAUUAUAACAGACGUAGUUCCUCAAAACGCUGCUGCUAUUUUGUUCCAAAUGGUUGAUAAAUCUAAAAUUGAUACAAAUGAAGUUUCUCAAGUCACUCAAUUGACUGCCAUUGCAUUCUUCAAUGCAUAUUCUGGUAUUAUCCACACAUCAAUGUUAUCACACAUGGAUUCAUGGACUCGCCAGACAUUUAACAUUGAUUGUCCAAUUGAUUGGUCUACAUUUGAAAUUCCUGAUGAUUUCAUGAAGAUUUUCCCGAAGCCAUCAUUGCAAUCCAUGAGAUACUACAAAGGAAAACUCAUCCAAAUGGACACAGAGAUUCUCAACAACCCUCCAAUGAUUGUCAACAGAUACGACAAAACAUCAUUGCAAUCAACAGAUGCUGUUAUUGUUACAAACUCUCAAUCAUUGCCACAAUUAUACACAGCAUCUUGUUUGGUUGCAAAUGGUGAUCAUAUGAUGAUUAUUGGUGAUCCUGCAAGUGGUAAAAGUUCUUUUGUUCAAAUGUUAUAUCGUGAUGAUGAUAAUAACAUUGUUGUUCCUGUUCCUCAUUCAACAUUGGAUCAAGAAUCAUUUAUUAAGUUUAUUUCUUCGCAUACUUACGCAAUUGCUCCUUUAACACAUACUGUAAAUAACCAGAAAAGAUAUAUUUUGUUGUUCGAAGAUGUUGAUGAUUACGAACCACAUGUUUUAGAGUUAAUUCGUGUUUUGAUACAAGACCAGAAAUUGGAUAAUUUCUCACCAAGUGAUUUGAAGAUUUAUGAAAACAUUCCUGUAAAGAAUUUCACAAUUGUCUGUACAGUGACGAAUCCAAGGAAAUUACCAAUCAGAUUCAUUUCUUUGUUCGCACAAGUCCAAAUGACUCCAAUUCUUCCUGCAACAGCUGAAGAAAUUGCAAGAAAAGCUUUGAAUUUCGUUGGUUAUGCUGAUUCUAUGGCAAGAAGUUUAGUACAUCUUGCAACAAUCACUAUUUCCACGAACAGAGUUAAAACAGUUGCAGGAGAUUUGAUGCAGAUAUUAGCACCAUUUUGGAUGCUAGAAGAUAAAGCUGAUCCUGAACAACUAGGAAAUCUUUUAGUUACACAAAUCAUUGAUACUGUUUUCAAUGAUUAUUCAACAGAAGAAUUACAAACAGAACUUGGAGAAAUCAACUCAAAAGACUUGAAAUUCCCCAACCUCCAGGAAAUAAUCAAUGGAACACAUAUAUCUUCAAUAGAAACUAAAAGAUUCGAUGGAAAGAAGCCUCCAAUUGUUAGUUUCAACAUAACAAAAAUUGAAGAAAACAUGAAAGAAUUGAUGUUCCAUUUAUCUGUUUUCAAUUCAAGUUCAACACAAAAGAUUUAUAUCCAAUUCACAGCGAAUGUUAUUAGAUCAUAUCAAUUGAUACAUAACAUUCUUGCUUUGCCUGGAUCGAACUUGAUUUUGAAGGGACAACACGCAUCAGGAAGAUUUUUGUUAUCAAGAAUUGCAGCGAAUAAUUUGGAAUGCGAUUUCGUGAUGCUCGGAACACAAACAGCGGAAGAAGAACUUGAUGUUGAAGAGCAAACGAAAUCAUAUGUACAGUUAAUGCAUGAUAUAAUAACAAAUGCUGUUUUAUAUCAUAAAGUUACUGUUGUUUUCGCAAGAUACAAACAAACGAAUGAAGAACAAAUCAGACAAACAAUGAUGUUGGCAACACAAGGAGAUUUCUAUAACUUCUUCAAUGAAGAAGGCAUCGACAAUCUCUAUACAAGAGUCAAUGGAUCAAAGCCUGCAACUCCAGGAGAAAAAUGUGUUUUGUACUGGAGAAUUAAAAAGAUUGUUCGCGCAAAUGUUCACAUGAUUAUUUCAUGUGAAGAAGAUGUUCCUUACGCCAACCAUGGAUUCAGUCAUUUGAACAUUUCCCCUCCAGGAGACAACUUCUUCAAGAGUUUGGCAACUGAUUUGUUGAAUAUAGACCAAAUCAAAGAAGUCGUUGGAAAUAACAUUAAUGCUUUGGCAGAAAUCAUUCCUUCAUUUGAAUCAAUUGCCAAACAAAACAUGUCUUAUUACCACCCGAAUUCUUUCUAUGAAUUCAUCCAUUUGUUAGCGAAUACAAUCACAGAAGAUGUCAACAACGCAAGGUUGCAAAGCCAAGCAAUGCAAGCAAGUAUCGAAGCAUGUAAAAUACUUGAAAAAGACUUGGAAGAAACAUCAAAGAAGAUAACAGAAAUGGAGCCAAGUGUUGUAACAACGAAUUACAAUGCAGAUACAGCCCAACAAGCUUAUACAACAAGAAAAGAUGCAAUUGACGCAAGAAAAGCUAAACUUGAAGAAGAAUUCAAGACAAAGACUCAAUCAGUUAAAAAGAACCAAGAAAGAGUACAAGGAAAGAAGAGUGAAUAUGACUUAACUUAUCCAAGAAUUGAAUCAAACAGAAAAGUCAUUGAAAGUUUGACAGAAAAUGAUAUAGAAACAAUCAGAAUUUCAGCAGCUGACCCCAUUCCUCCUCUUAAACUCUUGUUAGAGAUUGUCUGCAUCAUUGCUGAUAUGGAGCUAGAUUACGAAACAAAUGGAAAGCCUCUUUUGAUGCACGGAACAUUCGUUGCGAAAUUACUUGAAAAUAUUUCUCCUUCUGAUGGAAUUCCUGAAGAAAAACUCGCUAAAAUCGAUGCAUAUUUCGAGAACCCUGAGUUUUCUUUAAGAGAUCUGGAGUCUGUCAGUCCUGUUUUGAGAAUCAUCUGUGAUUGGAUCGAUUGCAUCAGAAGAUCAACAUAUUUAUCGAAACAAUUGGCAGAAGACACAGCAAAACUCGAACAGGAAGAAAACGAACUGAAAACAAUGACAGAAGAGAUGAAACUCGAAGGACAGAGCAUCAAACAAGUAGAAGAACAAUUGGUUGAAGAGCUCCAGAACUUGAACAAACUCAAGGAAGAAAGAGAAGUUCUGAAAGAAGCCUUCAAGAAGAUCGAAAUUCGAAAAGAAAAACUUUCGAAGUUCAUGGAAAACUCGAAUACUUUAAUCGAAAGAUGGAAGCAGCACGUAAUGAACGAAGAAAACAUUGUUAGUGAAACAAUUGGAGAUUCCAUUUUAGCAUCAUUUUACACUGUUUUCUGUGGAGCGAUGGAUGUAACUGUUCGACAAACAUUGAUGAAGAAAGUUGCUGAUGAAAUCAAAAAGAACAAAAUCAUGAUGUCAGAAAAUGAUCCAAUGCGAUUAAUCUCUCGAAGAUUUACUUUAUCAAGAGGACAAGACGUAAUCAAGAGAGUCACGACAUUCAUGAUUCCUGCUUUAGUUGAUGUUGUCCAUUUAUUAUCAACAGAUAGAACUCCUUUGUUAAUUGAUCCUGAUCAUAUUGUUUAUCAUCUUUUGACUGUUGUUUUGAAGCCAAAGAGAUUCGUUGUUAUGUCACAGAACUGUCUUGGUUUAGAAUCCAUUUUGGCACAAGCUGUUUGUGAUGGAAAAACAGUCAUUUUGUUAGACGCUGAUUAUUUGAAUCCAAUUGUUGAACCAUUACUUCAAUUAGGCCAAGUUUUCUUGGAUACUUCCGCUUCAAGAGAUAUCAAAGUUGGUUCUAAAAUGGCAACAUUCGAUCCUAGAUUCAGAUUGAUAUUAGUUUCAACUGUUUCUAGUGUUUCUAAUUUACCAGAAGAUCUUUUAUCUCGUGUCAAUUUAGUCAACGUUACUUCUUCUUCUGUUGAUUCGGUUUAUCAGUCUUUGACAUCUGUUUUCGUGGAAUUCUUCGCUCCUGAUGUUAUCCCUAUUUGGAAUGAGAAGAACAAGAACUACAUCGAACACGAAAUCAAAAUCAAAGACCAUGAAAACGACAUCAUCGAGAUUUUGUCAGAAUUUUACAGAAAUCUUCAAGAUGAUGAAAGUUACGAUCCUUUGUCCGAUGAAUCGACAUUUGAUGACUUAGUUGCUUCUAAAGAGACUUUAAUUGAGCUUCUCAAGGUCGAUGUCGAGAAUACUAAAGCAGAAGAAGAGAUUACGAACGCUGCAGCUCCAUUUAAACAACUUAUUGACAUGUGCAGCACAUUUUGGAAUGUUAUGACUCGUUAUUUACCAAGAGUUACAUCAAUGGCCCAAUUCUCAUUUGAUGGGUACAUGAAGAAUAUUAGGCAAGUUUUCGUUAACGAAAGUUUGCAUUCAGGAACAUUAACAGCUGAUCAAAACACAUCUCUUUAUAAUUCUUUGGUGCAAAUGACUGUUCAAUUUGUUUUCUCAUCAAUGCCAUUGAAAGAAUGUACUUUGUUCUUGUUCAUUUCAGGUUUCUUGAUGAGAAUCAAUGAAGGAAAAGCAAAGAAGAAAGAUUUGGAUGCCAUUCUUAAACACUUCCAGGAAGAAGUUGAUAAUACAAUUGAUACUUCUAAUAUAGAUCCAGGAAACACUGAUUUAAUAGAACACAUGAAAUUCACAAAUGUUACAAAUGUUUUCUAUUUCAUCAAUGCUUUCGUUGAAGAAGUUUUCCCUGAUUAUUUAUCCUAUAUCACUCAUUUCCAAGUUGAUUCCAUUAUAUCACAAGUUUCAACGAUUCCUUCUGUUGUCUAUGCACCUGCUUGUGUUGAUCCAACAUUAAUGUUGCAUCAAUUCAUUUCCUUGAGAUCGAGAAAUGAAGCAUUUGACAGUUAUUCAUUGUCAGAUGAUCCUGAUUUGAUCAAGAACACAAGGAAAUCACUGCAGAUGUCAAUAACAAGAGGUACAUUAGUUUUGUUACAUUACUCGAAACCUUCAAGAGUUGUUUCCAACAUGUUAGUUGAUAUUUACAACCAAAUGUCAACAACAUCAGUUAAUACGAACUUCAGAUUGGUUUUGUUGUGUUCUACAUUGGAUAAACUUUCUCCUACGAUGCUCAGAAGAUCGAAGAGAGUUAAUGUUGAAUCUUAUCCAUCUGUUAAACACACAAUGCUGCAGUUCUUCCAUCACAAUGGCGCAAAUGUCCGUGCAACAACUUCUCAAUCCGCAAUCAAGAAACUUUCUUAUGCAUCAGCUUUGUUGAUGUCUUUGAUGAACUUUAGAUCAUCAAUCAGCCCGAUUGGAUUGAAUACAAAGGACAGAUGCAAUGACACCAUGUUUAAAGACAUCAUUGAAUGGUUCAGGGUUGUUAUUGAGAAGAAUCCAAAUGAUAUUCCAAUUAGAAAUAUCAGAAACCAAAUGAUUGAUUUCAUUUUCGCGAAUGUUUAUGAUGAAUUCGAUUUAAUGAGAUUAAGAGAUCACGCGAACCAAAUCUUUGUUCCUGAAACAUUCAAUGAUGGUUUCACAAUUGCAAGAAACGCAAAAGACUGUGACAAUUGGGAAAUCAUCAGCGACGUUCCUCUCCAAGAAUUUCCAAACCACAUCAAGAAACUUCCAAUUAGACCUGACCCAGAAGUCCUCAAAAUGGAUGCAGAUACUUCAACACCUUUGAUGAACUGGAACUAUUCGAGAUGGGUUAUGUCCGUGUUUGUUCAAAUUGCUCCUUCACAAAGCGCAAUUGCUGCAAGCAGUGGAUUGACGAAACUUGAAUCCUUCCAGAUGUUAAUCCCUGAAAGUAUUCCUUUGGGAGAAAUGUCCAAUUACGAAUCGAUAAAAGGUCGUUUGUUGCUGAACGAAAUUUUAUCGGUAAAUGAAAUGAUUUCUUUCAUGAAACUCAAGGUCCAAGAUGCUCUUGAUUUAGCGAAAUCUCACGGAGUUGGUGCCUGCAAGGCAGCUCUUGAUUUCGCACGUGGAAUGUUACCAGAAGAAUGGCGACAUGAAGCUCAUAUUCCGACAUUUGCUCACACGAACAAAUUCAUUUCGGAUUUGAUUGAAAGGCACGCAUACAUUUUGAAAUGGUACAAAGAAGGUUUGCCACAAGAAAUCGAUGUAUCAAAGAUAAACGACUUGAAAUCCUUGUUGAAUUGCUUCUUAAUGGAAGGUGUCGAUGCAAAAGGAAUGUCUCUUUCUUCGGCACAACUCAAUUUCACUCUUGUUGAUGAUAAAUAUCAGCCAAACAAAAACGAAAUUGUUCUCAGAAAACUGUGGAUGAUUAACGGAGGAAUUAAAGGAAAUACAUUGAGUGUUUCGAAUAAAGAUACUCAUAAGACAUUCCUUUUGGUUCCUGGUUUGUGCGUUUCUGUUGAAAGGAAAGUUCCAGAAAACGAAAAGAACUAUAAUUGUCCGAUUUAUAAACAAGCUUUGAUUCCUGAAUUGAAUUCGGAAUUCAGCGGAGAAAUUACUUUCGAAGCUGAGUCAACGAAUUUGAUUUGGUGCACAAACUUGCCAACAGACAGGCCGCCAAGAGAAUGGCUUUUCGCUGGUACGUCAAUGGUUACAAAAGUUCCAGAACAAUUCAUUUAA
Trichomonas vaginalis G3 is the source of this 12057-nucleotide messenger RNA. RefSeq names its product dynein heavy chain family protein family. Gene Ontology annotation, biological process: microtubule-based movement. Gene Ontology annotation, molecular function: ATP binding; dynein light intermediate chain binding; minus-end-directed microtubule motor activity. Bases 1 to 12057 code for a protein of 4018 amino acids. The transcript has a single exon. Lineage: Eukaryota; Parabasalia; Trichomonadida; Trichomonadidae. The record is from RefSeq and is a predicted model, not a curated record. Gene Ontology annotation, cellular component: dynein complex; axoneme.